GUCACUUCCUGGCGGGUUUAUUUCUCUCUGAAACUAAAGGAUGUAAACACAACCACCGUCCACGUACCGAGAAGUGACAGUAAACAAAGCCUCACAUGGAACAGCCGCUGAAAGCUUCGUUAAGCUCGAUUAAACAAAGUGAGAUAGUUGAAUUCAACUCCCAUUAGUCCGGGGUGUGACCUCAGCAACGAUCUUUCAUCAUCGCUCUCUGAUGGACCAAUCUGACAGCGUGAGAGACCUCAAGCACACGAUGGAGGCUGUGGCCCUGAAAGACGGUCCUGCUCCCGACAGCUCCAACGCACGGAGGGACACCUCGCCCGCAAACAUGCUGAGAAUAAAGCAGCAGAUGUCCAACCAGUGUUUUGAGAUGGCUGUACAGCUCAAUGCAGGGAAAGCAAAGAGGUCAUGCAGCACAUCUGAAGCAGAGAGAGACUUACCAGAUUACGUCAGUGAGCUGGAAAGAGUCAAGACAAAUCAUUUUAACAGCAGGUUGACACUGCAUAGGAUGCAGAUGUGGCAUGCAAUUGGAGAAAAGCUGAAAGAAAACAAUUCAGAGGCAGACGCACUGAAAGCUGUGAGCGAUCGCUGCAUGGCUUUUUGUUCACAUAUAAAACAACUUCAGAAAGGGUCCAGAGAUCUUCAAGAUGAAAUUACAGAAAUACAGAAGAAGAGACUUGAGAUGAAACGGCUCACACAUGAGAAAAUGAAAGAGAUGGAGGAGCUGAUGUCCAGGACAGAGCACCCGGACACAGAGAAGUACAAAGCGGUGCUAGAGAAAGGCAAGGCGAACCUGGAGAAAUAUAAAAAGCUGGCCAUCAUGACACAGAACGUACUGAGGGGGAUCCUGCUGGCCUGUAAAGUCAACUGGCUGGAUGAUCCCAAACUUCGAGACAUCGCCAUGACACUGGAGGAGAUUCCCAUCUCUGACUAGGAAAAGGAAUCUUUUCACUCAUAUUUAUGUUUCAGUGUUGCAUUGUU
Molecule: messenger RNA, 978 nt
Organism: Limanda limanda (common dab)
Lineage: Eukaryota; Metazoa; Chordata; Actinopteri; Pleuronectiformes; Pleuronectidae
Gene: cenph
Product: centromere protein H
Exons: 11
Coding region: 212-931 (239 amino acids)
Biological process (GO): mitotic spindle organization; chromosome segregation; kinetochore assembly
Cellular component (GO): nucleus; kinetochore
Molecular function (GO): kinetochore binding
Source: RefSeq, a predicted model, not a curated record